AUGUACGUGAGCAGCCUCACAUAUCCAUGCACGGGUUUGAGGCAUCUGUAUAAGUUGUUGUAUUCAGAACAGUCAUCGCCGCAGGCAACGGAGCCCAAGGCCCGCUGCAGCUCGGCAGCAGUUACCGAGAGGCUCCUUGAGCGUGGGAGGCAACGGCAGGCAAGAAAGGAGCUACUACAGAAGCAGCAGCAGCUGCUGCACCAGCAAGAGCAGCAGCGACGACCCUACAGACCCGCAGAGGCAGCGUCGACGACGAACGGGGUGUCUCGGCACUUGCAGCUAUUCGAGUUAGCGCAGUACCAGCAGCAGCAGCAGCGGCGGCAGCAGCAGCUGCGGCAAGAGCAGCAGCAGCAAGAUGAUCUAAAGGAGUGCACCUUCAGGCCCAAUUUGGUGCUGUCUCAUAAAUUUCCUCGGCUGGUGGAGACGCCGUCCCCCGCACGCAGAGACGAAGCUCCUUUCAGCUUCUCAGAGGGUCACUAUACCCUCCGUCUCGCCCCCGAGGUCUUUGGCGUUUCUGUUGAAGUACAAAAGGGAAGGCUCGUUCGUAUUUCUAUCCGAGAAGGCGAAGACCCCAGAGCAGCCGUUGAUUCUUUCUGCCGGUCCCACGGCUUGCACGCAGAGGAGCAGGAGUGGUUGAGCAGCAUAAUUUUGAAGGAGAUGACAGCGCGGAAUCUUUUAACUCUGGUGGACGGCGACGGCCAUGGGGAGAAGCGUCCACAGGCUGUCGAGACACUCCAGGAGUCCCCCGGGUCUCAGCAGCAGGAGGUAUGGCAUCGAGAGCCCCCCAAGGCUUAUAAGGGGUCUCCUAGGGGUGCCACAGCAGCGGGACCUGCAGCAGCCUCCCCUACGCAGCCUAGGCUUUCUGAUACGGAGCGGCGAGGCAUAAAGACCGUGGGGAGGCCGGUGCAGCAGAGCUUGUCAGGCACAUACACCCGGGAGGGAGACAGCCUGGGUAGCCCCUUGGCAAACUCAGGGGCCCACAAAGAUCAGUCCUCAGCCACAGCAAAACACGGCUCAGGUGAAGUGCAUAAAUAUCAACAUCUCGAAUACCACGACAUCUGGAACGUUCCAGUGGCGCCCCCAGCUGAAACACCCCCAGGCAGAGAGAAAGGCACUCCCUCUUCUCCCUCCUGCGGAUUGCAGCCUGGGCAGCAGCAGCAACAAGAACGACAGGCGAAACAGAAACAUGAACGAAAGCAGAAACUGCUGCAGCAGCAGUUGCAGCAGCAGAAACUAGAACAGCAAGAGAAGCAGCAGCCACGGCAGCUGUCCGGGCCGCCCCGAGUACAUCAUGAGGCCCUUAACGCUGCACCCAUGGGUGCUGCUGCAGAGACGCCCCCGCAGCAAUGGCAGCAGCAACCUGAAGAAAACACAGGCGAGGGGGAGGGACAGAAGCAACAGCAACCGCAGGGUACACCUGGCAGCACAGAAAACGGCAGCCUGCGCUGUCUAGCAGUCUUCACUCCUGAGGCCGAGAAGGCCGUACUUGGUUCCCCCUACAGUCGCAUCAGCAGGAGUAGCAGCAGAAGCAGCAGAAGGGAGGGUCCUGAGAUCCCUUCCAGUGAGCGCUCAUCGGGAUGGCUUAGUCCCGUUGCGACGGAGAGGAACCCUUGA
Messenger RNA from Eimeria mitis, 1614 nucleotides. RefSeq lists its product as uncharacterized. Bases 1 to 1614 code for a protein of 537 amino acids. The record is from RefSeq and is a predicted model, not a curated record. Lineage: Eukaryota; Apicomplexa; Conoidasida; Eucoccidiorida; Eimeriidae. The transcript has 6 exons.